AUGACAGAGAAUGAUGAGUUGCAUGCAAUACGGCCUCAAUAUUUCACACCACGCGAGGUGGCGAUUCACAACUUAGCCAAGGAUUGUUGGGUUUCAAUACACUAUCGUGUGUUUGACAUCACUCCGUUGAUAAGCGAUCAUCCAGGUGUAUUAGUUCAGCCGCUCAUACAGCACGCCGGUGAGGAUAUUUCGCACUGGUUCGAUCCACAGACAAAUGAUAUUAAAUAUUACGUAGAUCCUGAGCGAAAUGACUUUACACCUUUUGUCCCAUAUGGGCAGUUUCUUCACGUGCCUCCACCAAUAUCAAACACUCAAUGGCGUACAACAGAUUUUGUUCCAUGGUGGCGUGAUUCAAAGUAUAUUAUUGGACGGUUAACUAAGAAGACUCGCUGGCUUGAGAUUGUCAAUAUGCUUACUCAACAGCAACAUGCACUCGAGGUAUGCUGCGAAGAAACGAUCUCUGAGAUUCAGAAGCGAUAUCUUUACUUUAAUGCACACGCUGGAAGUUACACGUGGAAGUAUCUCGAGGGUGAUGGAUUUGUGCCUUUGAAAAUGCAGUGCACGCUCGAAGAAAACGGCAUUGUGGACGAAACGCCUUUGUUUGAGCAAUUUGACAUGGACGAGCAAUUGUACAAGCCUAUUCUUCAUAUUUACUUUAACGAUGAUCUCACCGUCAUGUAG
This is a messenger RNA of Plasmopara halstedii, 681 nucleotides long. Its product is annotated as cytochrome b5 domain-containing protein 1-like. NCBI's taxonomy places the organism in Eukaryota, Oomycota, Peronosporomycetes, Peronosporales, Peronosporaceae. The coding region runs from base 1 to 681 and encodes 226 amino acids. The record is from RefSeq and is a predicted model, not a curated record. The transcript has 4 exons.